AUGGGCGAUGGCUGGAGGGGUGCAAGGCUCACCGCUGAUUGUGACCGAAGUGAAAUUGGGGCUGGUCACGUACAAAUACAAUUGGUCGGGGGCGUACAUAAGUUGUUGUUUCCGCUCUUCGCCGUCUACCACCUCCACGACGACCGAUCUUUCUUGUGCUUGUCCACAUCGCUCAUCGAUAUAAUCUCUAGAUACACGACUCUUGGGCGUGUUCAAUCCGCAAGCGAGUUUGGCCACGACGUCUGGUCCACGACAGAAUACGGUAUUUAUUGGCAAUUGCCACCGCGCGAAGGGCACGUUGUGAUCAAAAGCUGGGACAUCUUCCCUCUUCACUCAUCCCAUCUUCCUUUACAUACUCGUCUCAUUCUUCAACACGCGUCCUCUUGCAAUCCUCCUCCCGGCCGCGCGCUGUCCGCAUUGACCUCUUUUUUAUAA
Messenger RNA from Heterobasidion irregulare TC 32-1, 435 nucleotides. RefSeq lists its product as uncharacterized. Lineage: Eukaryota; Fungi; Basidiomycota; Agaricomycetes; Russulales; Bondarzewiaceae. The record is from RefSeq and is a predicted model, not a curated record. The transcript is spliced from 3 exons. The coding region runs from base 1 to 435 and encodes 144 amino acids.